GUAUGGAGGGUCUUCCCACCGUUACGAUAGAGCCGUACGGGGGUUAAAAACUGCACAGUUUAUAUCAGCAGGUUAACGUACAAUAGCUUUUCGCGGAGGCAAAACUAACUGAAGGCGAUAGCUACUCCUAGUACCAACAUCAGCUGUAAUUUCAGACUGGACGAAGGAAACAGCGAAGUGUUCUUUUAUGUCACACGGCUGAAAUUAAUGCUCACUGGGCAAACAUCAGUGUUUUUCGAGAGGGGGAAGAUGUGUUUUGCGGACUUGGACAUCUUUUCGAAGAGGACAGAUAAGGACUAACGCCUUCAGAUAAAAAAACAGUUCUGUGUUAAUAUUUGUGUUGCAUCCUUAAGAUUAAUGCUAGCAUUGCCUGUGUACUAGCUCGCUAAUGUUGGCUAGGUUUAUAGCUUGCUACAACUUGCAUAUUUUAGAUGGAAGCAGAUUAAAUUAUUCAGUAUCACCAAACCAGGUAACGUUAUUUACAUUGUAUUGUUAGCAUGUUUUCAAAGACUUGCAAUGGGCGGCAGCUAUGACGCUAGGUGUAGUCACAGGGUUAUGUCACUGUCAGGCUAACGGAUAGAUCGGUGUUUGCAGCUGCUUCAGUGUUUGCAUGGUCAUGUCCAGCAGGUUUGGCAUCAUGUAGACUGCCCCUCUGAACAGGCUAGGUGACUUGAGGACACAAAGUGUGUUAGUGAGCCCUCUUGGAGAGUAAUGUAAAGCUGGAUUACAGCUAUCCAACUAAUUCAAAGACUGACAGUCGGCACUGAUGCAGUUUAGCUCAGAAUUGUUGCUAGACAUGCCCAAAGCCGUCUGGUCUGUGUAAUAUUGCAAAUAUCCCAGCCUACUUAGAGGACAUCUAAAUGCAUCAUGACCUGACUGAAUCUCUUAUUGAUGGGAUAAAGCAUAUCAGAGCAGCUUGUCAUGAAAUAAACUCGCAGUGCAACAAGCAACAUCACCAGGACUGAGUGGAUAAUUUCCUCCAGGAUUUUUUUUUUUUUUUAAUUUUUUUUUUUUUGAAGAGGAGAGCACUAUUCAAGGCUUUCCACAAGUGCCCAGCAUCACCUGGACCAUCAAUCCAUCACAAUGGAGACAGUGGGAGAUUUUGAGUACAGCAGAAAAGACCUGGUUGGUCAUGGAGCCUUUGCUGUGGUCUUCAAAGGAAGACACAGAAAGAAGACAGAUUGGGAGGUGGCCAUCAAGUGCAUUAAUAAGAAGAACCUGUCCAAAUCCCAGAUCCUUCUCGGCAAGGAAAUCAAAAUCCUGAAGGAGCUGCAGCAUGAAAACAUUGUGGCACUUUACGAUGUCCAGGAAACACCCAACUCAGUUUUCCUGGUCAUGGAGUACUGUAAUGGAGGUGAUCUUGCUGACUAUCUGCAAGCUAAGGGGACCCUGAGAGAAGAAACACUGAGGGUUUUCCUUCAGCAGAUUGCUGCCGCCAUGCGCAUCCUCAACAGCAAAGGAAUCAUCCACCGUGACCUGAAGCCCCAGAAUAUCCUGCUGUCGUAUAUGGGCCGCAAGAAGUCCACCAUCAGUGGCAUUCGCAUCAAAAUAGCUGACUUUGGCUUUGCACGGUAUCUCCAGAGCAACAUGAUGGCUGCCACACUAUGUGGGUCACCCAUGUACAUGGCCCCAGAGGUGAUCAUGUCCCAGAACUACGAUGCCAAGGCCGACCUGUGGAGCAUAGGGACAGUCAUCUACCAGUGUCUGGUCGGAAAGCCACCUUUCCAGGCCAAUAGUCCCCAAGACCUGAGGAUAUUUUAUGAGAAGAACAAGAAUCUACAACCUAUCAUCCCGAGGGAGACUUCCCCACAACUUAGUGACCUUUUGAUUGGGCUACUGCAAAGGAAUCAGAAAGAAAGGAUGGACUUUGACACGUUUUUCAGCCAUCCUUUCCUUGAACCGUCAUCCACCGUUAGAAAAUCAUGUCCGGUACCAGUCCCCAGCGCCUCCAACACAAUGACGGAUUGUUCCUGUGGCAGCUCUCCAUGCAUCCGUUACAACUCUCCUCCUUCUCUCCCAGACAUGCAAACUCUAGCAGAAGAUGGUCUGUCAUCCCCUCCGCUUGGUCCGCCCAACUACCUGCAGCUGUCCAAAGAGUCUGCAGGUAGCACCAGCAGUAAGAACUCGUCCUGUGACACCGAUGACUUUGUCCUGGUGCCUCACAUCUCUGCUGACAGCUAUGACCAACCAAUGGGAGCAGGUCGUCGGCCCUCCAGCGAGUUUCUAAUGUGUGGAGGGCAGCCGCAGCCCACCCCAGGACAGACCCCCAUGGUGUCCCCACGGGCUGAAACCACCCCCAUCCCUGUUCCCACCCAGGUCCGCAACUACCAGCGCAUCAAGCAAAACCUCUCCAGCAGCCCGACUACCACACACUACAGCUCCCCCAGGUCUGGCACAGUGAGGCGCUCCAACACUAGUCCUAUGGGGUUUCCCAAAGCGGGCUCAGGGUCCCCCAGUUUUGCAGAUGUCCCUCAGACAUUGGGGCGACGCCUCUCCACUGGCAGCUCCCGGCCUUAUUCGCCCUCACCCCUUGUGGGCACAAUCCCUGAGCAGUUAGGUCACUGCUUCUGUCACCUGCAGAGCCAUGAACCUCGCAGCCGGAGCUCAUCAGGAGGUUCCCCCGUUCCAUCCUCUCAGCUCCUGGGGACUCGGCUCCAGAGUGCCCCCACCCUGACUGAGGUCUAUCAGACCAGACAGAAGCUCCACAAGCAGCUGUCAGACCCUGUUCAGCCUUCCUCCUCCUCCUGCAGUCACUCCCCUCAGCUCAGCCGACCGGCAAACCUCGGCUCCUCCCCCACCAAAUUGCUGGGCUCCUCCCCCCGUAUGUCUGACUGGCUGCAGAAGUCCCCGCUGCCCACCAUCAUUGGUUCUCCUACCAAGAUCAUUUCUGCACCAUUCAAGAUCCCCAAAACUCAGGCAUCCUGUAACUUGAUGGCACUGGCAGACAGCCCUGUGCCCACCAAGACAUUGGCAGAUGUCCAGGAUAUAUGUACCCACCACUGCAGCCCGUACCUCACCGGACGACCAGCUGCCCCUGAGGCCAGCAGAACUUUUGGCAGGUCUGUUAGUACAGGUCGUCUGUCUGAGCAGCCAAUCAGAAUCACUCUGGGUGGACAGGCCUACCAGGGCAGCACUGACAGUCUGAACACAGAGCGACCCAUGGACACAGCCCCCGCAGGUCCUAGUGGGCUGGCUCAGGGUGGGUCAGCUAGUCCCCGUACCGUUCUUUUCACCGUGGGUUCACCGCCCAACAGCAGCACUCCUCCUACCUGCAGCCAUCUUUGCACCCGACCACGCACCACCUCUGUGGGCUCCAACAGUUCAGCUGGCUCCCUGUGUUCCACCAGCGGUCGAAUCUAUGUUGGAUCUCCCCCAGGCAUGGCCAUGGGCUGCUCUCCUCCAGGAGGUUUUGGAGGUGGGCAGAUUGUCCCCGGGGCAGAGGGGACACCCAGCAGUCUGCGUUAUGUCCCAUAUGGGACUUCCCCUCCAAGCUUGGAAGGAUUCAUCACCUUUGAAGCCCCUGAGCUGCCUGAGGAGACGCUCAUGGAGCGUGAGCAUACAGACACACUGAUGCACCUGCGGGUGAUGCUUUCCUUCACCGACUGUGUCCUGGAAAUGGCGGCAGUUCGAGCCGGAGGGACGGAGCUUGGUGUGUCGGCGGCCUCCCUCUACCCCCCCCAAGACAGUGUGGUUGUGGACCAGAUCAGCCAGCUCAGCAAAGAGUGGGGGCAGGUGGAGCAGUUGGUGCUCUACAUGAAGGGAGCACAGCUCCUGGCUUCCUCCCUCCAUCUGGCCAAGGCUCAGAUUAAAUCAGCCAAGCUCAACCCUUCAACUGCUGUCAAACAGGUGGUGAAGAAUCUUAAUGAGCGCUACAAAAGCUGCAUCACCCUCUGCCGGCGGCUGACUGACAAACUUAACCACUUCUUCUCUGAUAAGCAGCGCUUUGUGGACGAGAUCAAUAGCGUCACAGCAGAGAAGCUCAUAUACAAUCACGCUGUGGAGAUGGUUCAGUCAGCAGCUCUUGAUGAGAUGUUCAAGCAGACGGAGGAUAUAGCCUACCGCUACAGCAAGGCCGCCAUGCUGCUGGACGGCCUGUCCAAGAUCCUACAGGACCCCACUGACAUUGAGAAUGUGGUCAAAUACAAGGCCAGUGUGGACCGCAGGAUCUCAGCCCUCUGCUACUGCACUGUCACGCUCUAUGAGUAGCAUGGGUCACAUAAACACACAGGGACCACGUCCUUCCCCACAGAGCUACGGUUCCCUCCUGUAGCAGUUUAAGCACUUUUCAUUUGAUAAGUUUUGUCUGUAUUUAUCAUCAGUUAUUUUUAUUGGCUGCAUCACAGGCUGAACUGUGACAAGCCACGGAUGCACAAAUUUACAACCAAAGAUGACCACAGAUCCAGAAACUAAAGGCUCAACCCAGAUGUGGCCAUAAUUCAUGCACUUUCAUGUGCAUUUCUUUUGUUUCUUUUUUUGUACGCUAUGAUGGUGAAAAAACAUUUUUUGUGUGUGUGUGUGUGUGUGUGUAAAAACUAAUGCAUGUCCACCUUUUAGUUUUUUUUACCAGAAGAAAAAGAGGAUGACAGGACUUUGAGACUAUGUUGUGACCAUCAGGAGACUCAACUUCCACAUAAAGCAGUUCAUCUUCUAAAAUACUGCUUACUAUGUGAUAUUAUUUACUCUGUUUAAGUUGUUAUUGUUCUUAUUUAUUGGUUCAGAAGAACAUGGAUGUUUGAGUCUCCUGCCUAUCUUUUUAUAUAUAUAUAC
Xiphias gladius (swordfish) is the source of this 4767-nucleotide messenger RNA. RefSeq names its product unc-51 like autophagy activating kinase 2 (gene ulk2). Gene Ontology annotation, cellular component: autophagosome; cytoplasm. The transcript has 27 exons. Lineage: Eukaryota; Metazoa; Chordata; Actinopteri; Istiophoriformes; Xiphiidae. The record is from RefSeq and is a predicted model, not a curated record. Bases 1084 to 4206 code for a protein of 1040 amino acids. Gene Ontology annotation, molecular function: protein serine/threonine kinase activity; ATP binding. Gene Ontology annotation, biological process: autophagosome organization; positive regulation of autophagy; axon extension.